UUCGGUCUUCGAAAUCGAGAUUAUGUUCUAACCAUUUCGCAAAGGAUGUUAAUUGUUGAAAAAAAUGAAAGUUAUUACACAGAUAAGUUAAGAAAUUAUUUUCAACGUUAAAUUUUUGCGCACCAUCGAAUGAGCUAUAAUGCUGCCCUCUGGACCUAGUUUGACAAUAACGGAACCCCAUUUUAAAUUUAAAAACAUUUUCUAUAAUUCCAUGUAUUGGUAAAAUCAAACACUACCUAAACAUCUUUUACGCAGUCAUGCAACACACAUAAAAAUAUAUAUAUACAUAUAUACAGUACUAUGAAGAAUGAAGAACCUAUAAGUCACUCACACGUGGCGACUAAAUAAAAUAUUUUUAAAAUUAACAUUUCACAAAUUUAAUACUAACUAACAAUUAAUGUUUCAUUAAUGGCCAAUUUUAAAUAAUUUGAAAAGAGCGCUAAAAAAAAGUGACGAUUUUAUUUAUUGUUAUUAUUGUUGUUACAUUUAAGUUAGUAAGCAAAAAAUUAUUAUAAUUUAACAAUGGAAUAUUUUCAUAUAUUUAUUUAUUUAUUAUCAAUUUCAAUUGAGAAUUUGUCAGUAAGUGGAGAAAAAAAUGACAGUAAAUUUGUUGCGACACAUGAAUGGCAAACUGUAAAAAAAGGCCAGCCAAUACCAAGAGGCCUUCAUGUGAGACAUGAUUUUCAAACAGGUGUAACAGAAGCUAAAUUAGAUGAUGAAAAAAAAGACAUUUCGCAUCGUUCACUGGCACUUCAUUCAGAAGCAUCAGAAAGUGAUGAUAACUUUGUUAAAAAUGAUAAUGAACGCAGUAAAUUGAAAAUAUCUUUAGAGGAAUUAAAAACGCGCCUGAAAAAAAUUAAAAUUGAUGCUAACAAUGACUUAAAACAUACUGAAGAUGUCAAAAAAAAAUUCCGGAGUUAUGAAGAAUUAAAAGACGAACUGAAAUCUGUUGACAUGAAUGUUACAACAGAUUCAGAAAUAUUAAUUGGUCUUUUUGAACGAUUCAAAAUUUAUGAUCGUUCAUUAGCUAGUGGGACUCUACAGAGUAAAGAGGUUGAAGAUAUUUUACAUAUAUUUAAUGAUCUUGAAUAUUUACUCCAUCAAAUAGAUAUUGCUCAAUUAUUUGCUGAUAUGGAAGGAAUGUCAAAAAUAAUAUCGCCAUGUCUGAACACAACGAAUGACGAUUUAAAAUUUGAAGCGUUGAGGGUUCUCGGUACUGCUGUUCAAUUAAAUCCAAAAGUCCAAGCAAGAGCUUUAAAUAAUGAUCUGGUGCAAAAACUUUUGCAUUUAUUAUCAGUAAACAACAAACAAUUAGUGAGAUCGAGAUGUUUAUUUGCGUUGGGUGCUUUAAUAAGACAAUUUCCAUCAGCGCAAAAAGCAUUUAUUGAUCAUGGAGGAUUAGAAAUAUUUGGUAAAAUUUUAGAAAAUGAUCAAUUACCGACACAAUUUAGAGCGAUUAAGCUAAUUACUGACUUAGCAAUAGAAAGAGAGUUUAUAAAUAAAACUGAAGACGAAGGACUUCGGUUGAGAAAAAUUCGAGAAUACAAAAAAACAGAUUUUGAGCAAAAAUUAUUGUUGCAUAAUUACUGCAAAUAUUUAUCGAGUAUUGUAAAGAAAAAUUUCCAACACGAUAUUUCUCUGGAUUCCUCAACGGAAAUGAAUGAAUUUUUAGAAGUAAUACUUGAGAAUAUGAUUAUUUUAAGUCCUACAUGUAAAGAUGAGUUUCGUAAUAUCGAGCAUGGGCUUUUUUCAACAUUAAAUGAAAUUCUUAAUUAUUAUAAUAAAAUAAAAGAAGGAAAUUCUCAAGUUUGGCAAGAAAAUGAAAUGCUGGAAAAUAAUUUUCAGAAAAUAUUAAAAUUUAAAAAGCUGAUAUUAGAUAAUUUUCACGAUGAACUGUAAUGUGAUGAAAUAAAAUUUUAAUAACAUUUUUUUUUUUUUUAAUUGUCUAAUUAUUAAAUAUAUUAGAUAAAUAAUAAUUUUUCCAAGAGAUUAUAAUACAUUUUAUUUACAAAUCAAUUUUACAUAAAUUUCAUUGUAAACAUUUUCAUAAUUUAUUCUAAUAAUUACUUUCAUUAAAAAAAAAAAUUUAAUUAUGACUGAACUAAUUUGUGAAAAUAAACACUCGAACGUCAUCUUUUUUCUUGAAAAAGUAACAGUUCAGCCCUAUAAUACUAUAGAUAAACCUGUUAUCUUACUAACUUAAGUAUAUAGAAACAGCAAGUAAAAAAAUGAAUGCCAAAUUUUGUAUUAUCACAAGAAAAUAAAGAAAUUUAUUAUUAUUUUAUAUUCUUAAA
Microplitis demolitor is the source of this 2294-nucleotide messenger RNA. RefSeq names its product nucleotide exchange factor Sil1 (gene Sil1). The record is from RefSeq and is a predicted model, not a curated record. The transcript is spliced from 5 exons. Bases 523 to 1899 code for a protein of 458 amino acids. Lineage: Eukaryota; Metazoa; Arthropoda; Insecta; Hymenoptera; Braconidae.